This is a messenger RNA of Colletotrichum higginsianum IMI 349063, 453 nucleotides long. RefSeq lists its product as uncharacterized. Lineage: Eukaryota; Fungi; Ascomycota; Sordariomycetes; Glomerellales; Glomerellaceae. The record is from RefSeq and is a predicted model, not a curated record. The transcript is spliced from 2 exons. Bases 1 to 453 code for a protein of 150 amino acids.
AUGUCUGCCGCAGUCGCGAAGCCCUGGAAGCCUCCGGACAACAAGAAGCUGGAAGAGGCUCUGGGACAACGCCGGGAGUGGAACGGCAUCCAAUCCGCAUUGUUUGCGCUUUCCCUAGAGGAAACCAGUGAGGGCAUCAUCACACCACAAAUUCUAGAGACGGCUGCUCAGACCAGCUCACACGACGACGCGGCGAGGUCCGCCGCGCUAGUGAUCCAGGUCCUCGUGUUGGACGGCACCGGGAUGGACCAGGAGGCUGAUCUUCUAUCACAGUCUCUUCAUUAUUUAGGCCACAACCUCGUUCUCGUUCUUCAACAUUUGGAUGAGAGACGGGUCGUGAAAUCACUGAUCGCCAACCACACACGUAGGGAGGUUCUCGUCGAAAGGGUCGUUUCCAGAUCCUGUCGGGGUAUCCCACAUCUUGAUCAUGGGGCGUUACACGGUGGCGCGUGA